AUAUUUUUAUUUCGCAACACCAUGAUGGCAUAUGAAAAGAGCUAAAAAAAAACAGGAACCGUUAUUCUAUAUUCAAUGUUACGCUUACCACAUGUAGAUCAUUAAAACUUCAUCGUGAAGUUAUAUAUAUUCAAAAGAUCAAACAAAAAAAAAUGUGCGCAAUCGAAUAAAACAACAGAAUAUGUCAAUAGUAAUUAAAUAAAUUUUAUAUUGAAUGCAAUAAAAUUUUUGUUAAAUGGAGAGAAAUAUGGAAAAACUCGUGGACACGAAGGAUUGUAGAAUGAAGGAAAUUCUAAAAACUAAUAACGAAAACGUUUUACAAAGGAGUCCAACUAUUGUCAGUGAUAAAAGAAAUGCAAAUACUGACAAUCCAGAAAGCAUUGAUUUAAAUAAAUUAUUUGAUUUGAAUGCAAACAUGGAAAAAUUUGAAAAUGAAGAUGAAAACUGCAACAAGUAUGAAAAGUUCCAAAAACUCAGCGACACAGGGAAUAAUCAGAUUUCAGCUUUUGGAAUAAACAAUAAUGAAAUCAUGUGUCCAACUAAUGCCAAUGCAAACUAUAAUGGCCAUUCCACCAAUACAGAAGACGCUGGAUUAAGCAAAGUGUUUAACAUUGGGACUAAUAUGGAACAAGAUGUUAAUAAAAAUAAUGAUUUGAUCACAUGUGAGAACACAAAGUUGAAAGAUGAAAACAACAAAACCGUCGCAAAUCAAGAGAUCCUUGAUCCCGGAGAUGGAUAUACAACAGAAAAUAUAACCAAUUCCUUGAAUAAUUUUUCAUUACCGAAAGAUAAUGUUGAAGAGCAAAACAAAUUUUUAGCAAAUUCCAAUUAUAAACAGAAACACAAUUUUUUCAAUACCAUACAAAAGAAGUCAAUCUUCGAAAAGAAGAUUGAUAACGAUGAUGUUGACAGUUUUUCAUACAUAUUUGCUAUUCAUAAUAAUGCAAUUGCAACUAAUGCAAUAAGCACGCAUUAUACUGACAGCGAUGAACUAUUCGGAAACACUGUUUCGUCACUCCGCAAAGUUAUAGACAUAAAGGACACCGAUUCAUUUUCAGUUACCCCCUGUGUUAAAAAAUCAGUAAAACAGUUACCAAACUUGGAUAUAGAAAGCACACAAAAUAAUAACGAAAGCUAUUUAGGUAUUGACCAAGUCUCUCUUAAUACUAGUGCCAUAUCACGAGCCUCUUCGAUCGAUGAAGAAAUAAAUAAUAUAUUUAAUUCCAAUGACUACGAAGCCGAAUUGUUAGAAAUGAUUCCAUGUAAUGAAUUUAGUAAAAUUGAAACAGAAAUUGUAGCAGAACACUCACUUGUAAAAAAGAUUGAACAAGCUAAUGUGGUUGAAAGAAUUAAAACCACGAAUACUAAGUCAAUUGAUAUUGAUAAUAAUAAAUUAAGAGAAGUACUUCACAAGCCUAAUACAAACACCAAAAUUAUUAUUAAAUCUAAUGAUGUAGAAACAACCACUAAGAAGUCAGUUAAGCAAUUACCUAAUUUGGAUAUCCAAAAUAUAGAAAACAACAACAUAAAAUGUUUGCCUAUUAACCAAUACUCAGUCAACACAAAUGGUAUAUCACAAUCCAUCUUGAUCAAAAAAGAAAACGAAUUUGUGAUGGAUCUGGAUGUCGAAAUGGGUUCGUGUAGUGAUAUUGUUAACAAUAUACCAACGAAUACUUCAGGAGCAAAUUCAACAAUAAAAUGUUUAGUAGAAAAAAAGACGGAUAACGCCAAUACAAACACAGUGAAUCCUCAAAUCGGUAAGGAAACACCAGCAGCAGUUACAACUUCUACUAAAUCAAGAAAAAGAAGAGUUAAAGCAGCUAAGAAGAAUGGUACAUUAAACGAUAUUUAUGACACUAAACUAAAAGAAGCUCUUCACACACCUAUACCACCCGAAAACAAAGGUUUUCAACUAAUGACAAAAAUGGGCUAUAUGGCAGGUACCGGUCUUGGAACAUGUGGUGAAGGUAUUACGGAACCAAUUUGUGUGGAAUUAAAACGAAAUCGAAACGGUGUAGGGCAUCAAAAAAACGAACAAAUCAAAUGUUCUAAUCAGAACUCUAAGUCCAUGGGUUCUUUAGCAGCGCUGGAAGCUACUAAUAAAAGAAAAGCAAAAGCAGUAACUAUAACUACCCAAAAUGUAAAUAGUAACAACACAUCGAAAAAAAGACGUACACAUUCGCCAAUUACAUUUCAUUCUCCAGAUAGAUCAACACCACCGCCACCAGCACCGUCAUUUCAUUUCUCUUCAAACGGACAUUUAUUGAAAUUAAGUGAUGUUUCAACAAAACGCUUGAAGUUAUCAAACAUCUUAAAAUAUAAUCCAAAUGUUCCACUAAGCAAGAAAAAUAUCCAACGUAUUAAGGAAGUUUUUGAUCAUGAAAUUUCAUUACUACUUGAAAGACUACAGCACGAAUCCCUCAUAUUUGGUUGCAGCAAAUGGAAUAUUUUUCCUUGCAUAAUUGCCUUAAAUAACGAUAGCAUGGCGACGCACACAUAUGAGUUUAUACAAAUGGAAAUAUUUAAUUGGAUUACUAGGCACCAAGUACAGAGGAAUAUUACUCCAAAAUUUUAUGGUAUAAUGCGCAAUAAUAAAACAAUUAAUAUUGCUUGUGAAAAUAGGUACGCUUAUGAAUGCCUAGAAAAUUGUCUUGAAGCAUUGACCACUCGACCAAUGUUCGAAAACUUAACACUUACUUUACAGCCCUGUUUUAAUGAUUUAAGCUGCUAUGGAAUUCACUUCAAAGGUGUAUUACGCAAUCCAGACAUGCUUUUACCACAACUACAAGCGCACGAACCAAAAUUAUUUACUGAACUGUGGCUCCUCAUAACUCACGUAGUAAACUCUGAAAAAUUUGAAACUUAUUUCAUGGUUUUAAUGGACGAGCAAUCUGCGCUAGUAAUCGAGCAUUUGGUUAACAAAAUAUUGUAUGUUUUGACACAUAAAGUUACCUUCUCAUUUAAAGGCAAACUUCCCAAAACUAACAAUAACAAAUGUUAAAAUUUUUAAUAGUUUUCAUGAUUGAAAAUUAUAUUUAAUAGAUAGUAGAUAACCGAGGAUAACUUAAAUCGUCCUAAUUGGUAAGGUCAAAUU
Molecule: messenger RNA, 3094 nt
Organism: Teleopsis dalmanni
Lineage: Eukaryota; Metazoa; Arthropoda; Insecta; Diptera; Diopsidae
Exons: 5
Coding region: 236-3001 (921 amino acids)
Molecular function (GO): nucleic acid binding
Source: RefSeq, a predicted model, not a curated record